AUGAUGCCGACUGCUCACGUGUACGGCGGCCACCACCAGUUCAAUCCACAAGCGGACUCGGCCGCAUGGAUGCACCAGCAGUCGAAUCAGCACCAUCAUGCACAGCAAGCUGCCGCCGUCGCCGCCUCGGCUGUCCAGCAACAGCAGCAACAGCAACAUCAGCAGCAACAGCAGCACUACAGUAGACUUGCCGGUGCUCACUCCGCCGUCAGCUCCCUAGCCAAUGCCCAUACACAGGACGGCGGCCACGAUAACAUAUCUGAGGAUAAUCGGAGGACGAUGUCUUACAUUGCUGAUCUGUUGAACGAAAGUACUCGGGAGGCCGCUCUCUUGGAGCUGAGCAAGAAGCGAGAGCAAGUCCCAGAGUUGGCUCUCAUUCUUUGGCACUCUUUCGCUCACAUCCCCCUGUUUCUCUAUCCGUUCCUGAACACGACAUCGAAAUCAAGGCCCUUCGAGUACCUACGUCUGACCUCGCUUGGCGUUAUCGGCGCCCUCGUGAAGAACGAUUCAUCCGAGGUCAUCAAUUUUCUCUUAACCACAGAGAUUAUCCCCUUGUGCCUGCGUAUCAUGGAGACAGGCUCCGAGCUGAGCAAGACAGUGGCUAUCUUCAUCGUUCAGAAAAUCCUGCUGGAUGAUAAUGGUCUCAACUACAUCUGCGCCACAUAUGAACGAUUCUACGCGGUAGGAACUGUUCUGAGCAAUAUGGUUGCUCAACUAGUCGAGCAACAGACGGCUCGCUUGCUCAAGCAUGUCGUCAGGUGUUUCCUUCGGUGA
Molecule: messenger RNA, 774 nt
Organism: Colletotrichum chrysophilum
Lineage: Eukaryota; Fungi; Ascomycota; Sordariomycetes; Glomerellales; Glomerellaceae
Exons: 2
Coding region: 1-774 (257 amino acids)
Biological process (GO): mRNA catabolic process; negative regulation of translation
Cellular component (GO): P-body; CCR4-NOT complex; CCR4-NOT core complex
Source: RefSeq, a predicted model, not a curated record